AUGCGUCACCUCGUUCACCUCGCCAUCGCCGCGCUGGUGGUGGGGCUGGCGCACGCUGCCGCCCCAGCGCCCGCCGAGGGAACAAGCAACUACUACGUUCACCUCAUACCCGACCUGAUGGAGGCCCAGAUGCGGUACCUGCUAUGCGUCCCCGACGGCGAGGCGGGAGACGUGCUCCUGCACCACCUGGUCACCGAGACCGCCCGCACCCAUGCCCCUGCAAGCUGCGACGCCUGGCCCGCCAUCGCCACCGACCUGGCCCGCCGCGCCGCCGCAGCCGCUGCGGUGGACGGCAGCAAGACUAAACUUGGAGGCUGCGCGGGAGUCAAGUGCACGGACAAGACGGGCGGCCGCAGCCACACUCUGACCCUCGACAUGCCCCUGUAUGUCAGGCUGCUGGAGUUUGCUCACGAGCAGGCGCCGGCCUGCAAAGACCCCAGCCAGGCCAUCACCGCGGCGGCAUCUGCACUGCUCCGCGACUGCUCGUCAGGCGGCGAGGCCUGCGCUAUUGACAAGUACUACGCGCUGCGCCCUGGUGCCAAGGAGGGCUGCUCUGUGCCCCCUGAGCUGGCUGCCCUGGCCAAGGGGGAAUGA
Molecule: messenger RNA, 594 nt
Organism: Monoraphidium neglectum
Lineage: Eukaryota; Viridiplantae; Chlorophyta; Chlorophyceae; Sphaeropleales; Selenastraceae
Exons: 5
Coding region: 1-594 (197 amino acids)
Source: RefSeq, a predicted model, not a curated record